Aspergillus caelatus is the source of this 2730-nucleotide messenger RNA. Its product is annotated as putative lipase/esterase family protein. The transcript is spliced from 5 exons. Gene Ontology annotation, molecular function: hydrolase activity. The coding region runs from base 1 to 2730 and encodes 909 amino acids. NCBI's taxonomy places the organism in Eukaryota, Fungi, Ascomycota, Eurotiomycetes, Eurotiales, Aspergillaceae. The record is from RefSeq and is a predicted model, not a curated record.
AUGUCUUUCUUUUAUCGCUGGUUCGGUCCCCUGUACGAUGCUAUUCUAUGUCCAGGUCUCCCUUUCAGUUUUCGCUGGCGCCUUCUUGCAUUACAGCCCGUAGUAUUCCUUACAAAUGCAAUUCAAUAUUGGCGCGGCAUACGCUCGAAACAUCCCAAGACCACUAUCUGGAUUCCCUUGAGGCGUGCCCCGGGUCACUCUGUUCGCGCUAUUGUAUACCACCCCCUCGAGAAAGUGUCAAAGAAUGAACCGCGAGCUCUCCACCUCAACAUCCACGGCGGCGGGUUCCUCGGAGGUCUCCCUGAAGGCAACACGCCGUUCUGUGAUCGAGUCGUGGCAGAGACCGGGGCGGUAGUGAUAUCAACCUCUCACCGAUAUUCCCCGCGGUAUACUUUCCCCGUUGCCCAUAGGGAUGUCCAAGAUGUAGCUGAAUGGUUGAUUGAAAACGCGGGAAGACUCUGGGACGCUGAUCCAAGACUGAUGAGUGUGAGUGGCUUCUCAACGGGAGGAAAUCUAGCCUUAGGCGUUGCGCAAUGGUUGGCCCGGUCGGAGUUCAACGUGAAGGCAGCGGUGAUGUUUUACGCACCCGUCGAUCUGAGGCUGUCACCGUGGGAAAAGCUGAAGCCGGCCAAAUAUCUAGAUAAGGAUCCUCUAGCUUUUGUUUUGCCCUUGAUGGACGCAUAUGCCGGUUUGGAGCGAGAGAAGUAUCGGGAUAGCCCUAUACUACAUCCCAUCCUGGCUGAUAUCGAGUCACUGCCACGGAAUAUGCUGUUCCUUUGUGCGGAGGUCGAUAUUCUUUUUCAUGAGCAGACAGUGUUUGUGAAUAGAUUGAAAGAUGAAGCUGCGGCCCUUAAUCGCGAAAUCGAGGGCCUACAAGAAGCAUCACAAGAUCAUCCAAGCAAUAGGGAAGACAAAGUGUCGCUAGCUUCAGAAAAUGAAGGAACUGUUCGACGCCCGUAUAACAUUGAGGGCAUGUUCUUCGACGAUCAGAUACAUGGAUGGAUUGAGUCAGCCGAGUAUCAUCACUUCAUCCCGCGGUUUCUCCUGCGCCAGUUCGCAGCUCUCGAACAACCGCCACCUGCGCGUCGUCGGAGAGGAAGAAGGCCACGCAGUCAAAGGCCACAAGGGCAGUCGCCCAAAGAUCCGUUCGUCAAUGCGGUAGACUUGAAGAAGAACGCCCUGGUCCAAGUGUCGGUAUCACGCGAGUUUGGACUAGUGGACAUGUACCGCGAUCAAGGCUACCCGAACCCGAGGCAUAUCGAGGAUAAUCUCGGAAAAUUGGAAGGUCAUGCUGGUAGAAUUAUCAAAAGAGCAUCAGAUACAUUCAAAGUCGGUGAUAAACUUGAAUUAACUCGCCGCGAAAGGGAUACUAUAAGGAAGUUCCUCUUCCUGAUGAAAUACCGAAACUCCACUUUCUAUGCUCGAUUCAACCAUGACAGCAUCACGACCUAUGAUUCUAAUGACAAACACCGUUUGGAGAGUUACAUGCGGGAAAAGGGGUUCAAAUCGCCUCGUGAUAUCUGGUACGCCAAUCUCAAGACUUUCUUGGAUCUAGAAAUGGAUCCAGGUAUGCAGUGGAUCAGCAAGGUUCACAAACAGGCAUUCCCGGACGAUGCAAUGAUGUUCAUUGAUCACAUGCAGGGCAAAUUCAUGGCAUUCUGUCAGCCUUCGUCAGAGGAAGACGAGUUCAUAUUGACCCAUAAUGCGUAUGGAGUCUUUGAGGGCCCUUCGGAUGUCCAGAUUGACCCCGCUACCGGGAGAGCAGUCGAAAAAGCAUACACGGAAUACCAUAACUUUGCACCGAUUUCUGCGAAACUCAUUAUCAUCUUGAGAAGCUCCUUGCUUGUAAACCCCUCUAAGGAAGGCGCAGAUGAUCUCCAGGCGGAGUGGGAAACUCUGCGAGAAAAUGUCAGAAACCAGCAUUUGUCUCCUGAUAAGGCCGUCUCGAUACUCAAAAGCCUUCCUAUCGAGAAGUGUGGAAACUCGUACUCAACUGUGGUCAAUGGGAAGCUUGUCUUGAAGCCGAACCGGGGCCCUCGGGCUGAAGACAGGUUCUAUUUUACCUGUUUUCGUAUAUCUUCCUACCAUGUCAAUUUGAUCAAUAAUAUCUUCCUCGAGCAGGCAACUAAAGGGGACACUAUAGUCUACAGAUCUAGAUCGGCUCUUGGGAGAACCCUCAAAUCGUAUCUCUUAAACGUUAGGGAGGGUUUCAAAGUGGUGACUGGUGAGGCCAAUGACCCUCACCUGGCAUUCCUAAAGAAGCUAGAGAAGAUUGCAGGGCAAUUAGCUGGGAAAGUCUGCCUUAAGUACAAGGUCAUCGCUCGCCCAAAGCCCGAGAUCCAUAUGUCCCAGUGGGUUGCACACCUAGUUGGGUUGAAGGUAAUGGCGUUGUCGGGCAAAUCAGACGUGCCAGAAUUGUACAAGUUCAUGAAAUCAGAUGGGGGAUUGGACUCAUAUUUUUAUGAUCUCAUGCAGUCGCAACUUAUGGUUUUUUUGAAGAUCAAGGUAGAUGUGAUUCUGAGCCAUUCCAAGUUAACACAAGAUGACAGGUUGGAAGUCAAGUAUCAGCUGCAGGAGCUAUACAUGACGUUCCCUGCACAGCGCGUCUGGCUUUACGUUAAAAUUAUGCGAAAUCUACCGAACUUCGACGAACGAGACUUCAAGAAGCCAAUCCGUGAGCUAGAGGUCAACGGGCCUGAGGAUGAUGUUGCGAAAUGUGAGUAUGCAUGA